Adineta ricciae is the source of this 1860-nucleotide messenger RNA. The record is from the annotation of a GenBank genome assembly. NCBI's taxonomy places the organism in Eukaryota, Metazoa, Rotifera, Eurotatoria, Adinetida, Adinetidae.
AUGUCUUCUUCAACAGUUUCCUCAAUAAAUUAUACUUCCAGCAGAAUCUACGUUUAUGUUGGCUUACCAAUUAUCAUUUUUGGAGUUUUAGGUGGUAUAUUGAAUAUAGUCGUUUUUCUUAGUCUUCGAAUCUUUCGACAAAAUUCUUGCGGAAUUUAUUUAAUAACCAUAUCUUUUGUCAACAUCAUUCAGUUGUUAGCUGGUUUUCUCUAUCUGAUUUUCGUUCGAGGACCAUUAAUCGAUGGAAUCGUUAUAAAUGUAGGUAAUUGCACAAUCCGAGUAUAUCUCGUUCAAAUCUGUGCACUCAUUUCCAUGUCAUGCAUUUGUAUGGCUUUACUUGAUCAAUAUAUGGCAACAUCAAAAUAUAAACGAUUACAAGACUGGAGCCAUCGCAAGAUCGCUUACCAUUUAUGUAUUAUUGUUAGUCUCUUUUGGAUAGUUUGUUGUAUUCCUCAUUUGAUAUAUUAUAAUGCCGUAGUUUCAUCAGUAACAAACAUAGCUGUUUGUGUGAUUACAAAUAGCAUUUUUCAAAGUUAUGUUAAUCGCUUUUAUACACCAGUUUUGUUGAAUACAUUUCCUCUUUUGUUUAUCAUUACUUUCGGCUUAAUGAUUUAUAGUAAUAUGAAACAGAUGUCUUAUCGAACAGCACCUCUUGUUCGUCGUCAACAUGAAAUUCAAAUAACAUCAAUGAUUCUUACACAAGCGUUGAUCAGUGUUUUACUAAUCACGCCUUUCUUUAUCUUAACUACAUUGACAAAUUACGAAAUGAUAACAAUGCAGCAUCUAUUCUUAUUCUUCGUCGUAGUACACACAAUAGUUUGUGCAUCAAAUAAGAAUGAUCGUCGUGGUUCAAUGAUGUCACACGAAAUACUACAUGGCAGAACAACAUGGUCAUCCAAAGGUAAAGUAAUCGCUGGAGGUCACGGUCCGGGAAAUGCUCUCAACCAAUUGAAUUCUUCGUAUGGGAUUUUUGUGCAGUUGAAUGAUGAUCUUUUUAUUAGUGACUACUCUAAUAAUCGAGUAGUGAAAUGGGAAAAGGAUGCGACUACUGGCAUCCUCUAUGCUGGAGGUCAAUGUGGAAUCGACAAUCAUGACCAUUUGUGUCAUCCUACUGCUUUGACAUUUGAUAGAGAGGGAACGAUGUAUGUCACCGUAGAAAAUGGUACAAAUGGAGGAGUGGUACGAAAGAAGUCAGGAGCUACUACAACCGAGAUGUUCAUUAUGACGAAUUCGUCUUUGUAUGGCAUUGUUUGGGACGAAAAGGAGGAAUUUCUUUAUCUUGGACAUCAUCGUGAACAUCAAGUUAGCAAAUAUACAAAAGAUGGACAAUUCGUCGCUAUCGUUGCUGGAGGACAUGGUCGUGGAGCAGCUCUCAAUCAACUUGAUUAUCCCCGAGGUGUUGCAGUAGAUCAAGAUGGAUCUGUCUAUGUCGCAGAUUCGAAUAAUGAACGUAUCAUAAAAUGGGAGGCAAAUGCUAAGGAAGGAGUAGUCGUUUUUGGUGGUCACGGUAUAGGAAACCGAACAGAUCAAUUAAACGUACCAGCUGCGCUUCUGCGCGACAAAACUGGAACAAUAUAUGUAGUGGAUGAGCGUAACGAUCGGAUUCUUGCAGUAUCGCCCGGCAUACAAGAUGCUACCAUCAUCGCAGGCGGUAACAGUCAGCUAAAUCGUCCUAUCUAUCUGGCGUUUAACUCAAAACUAGAUCUGUACAUCAGUGACACAGAUAACUUUCAAAUUCAACUGUUUCCAGUAGAAGAUGCUCCAAGUGGUGCUGGUAUUAACAUUCUUAUCAGUAACUGGAGAUUGUUAUUUUGUUUUCUGACAACAAUAGUUUUAUUGAAGACGUCAGUGUCUGUCUAA